GUUGGUGUUUGUCUAACCAUUACUGAAUUAGGACAUUCUGUCUCUCCUCUAGGUCAAAGUUCUUUUCUUUGUUGUGCAUGAUGGAACAAAUUGAGGUUGUGUUGAAGUGGUACAAGGAAAUGUCACCUUCGCUCUUCUAUCCAACUCCUAAAAAUAUAUUGGACCUCCUUCAAGCACUGGAUGCAGCCAACCAGCUGGAAUUGAUCCCUUCAGUCUGGGAAGAUGUGAAACAGUUGGGGUUUACCAGGAAACAAGAGCUGUUGGAAGAGUUCUUGUCUUUGAUGAGCAGGGACCAGCACCCAGAUGAGAUUCAGCUGGUGUUUGCCAAGUGUGCUGAAGACAUCAAAGCUGCCCAUGAGCCUGCUGGGAGGGAGCAGCUCCCGUUGGAAUGGACAGGCAGCGCUCUGGGCAAUGUGGUGGUGCUGUUCUCCAGGGCUGGGAGGACCCAGGAUGCUUGGAACAUGAUGGAGCAUUUCCAGCAAGCCAAUAGGAUUCCCACUGACAAGGUGAUGGAUGAGUUCCUGAGCUGUGCUAAACAAACCAAUUGCCCAGAUGAGGCCAUUAAGCUGGUAAAGCUGGCGGCUUCCCUCGGCCUGCCUUCGUCCCAAAGGCUCAAAAGCAGAACAGAGGAGGAGUUUGAACUCUCUGAAGCACAGAAGUAAGUUGGAGCACUUCAUGUUACUGCUGAAGGGGU
This is a messenger RNA of Lepidothrix coronata (blue-crowned manakin), 694 nucleotides long. RefSeq names its product pentatricopeptide repeat domain-containing protein 3, mitochondrial-like. Lineage: Eukaryota; Metazoa; Chordata; Aves; Passeriformes; Pipridae. The transcript has 6 exons. Gene Ontology annotation, molecular function: protein binding; ribosomal small subunit binding; rRNA binding. Gene Ontology annotation, cellular component: mitochondrion. Gene Ontology annotation, biological process: mitochondrial translation. The record is from RefSeq and is a predicted model, not a curated record. The coding region runs from base 78 to 662 and encodes 194 amino acids.